CCUUGAACUUGAACAGAGAGCGAGAUGAAGGUCUUGGUGGUGGUGCUUGCGGCCGUGGUGGUGGUAGCUGCGUCGGCGCCUCAGUAUGUCUACAACUACGCCUUCAAUAUACCGAGCGCCGAUAUUUCUGAUCCAAAGCCUGUUAAUACUGGAUUCCAAGCACCUGCUGCCUAUGUCAGUCCUUUUGGUGUUCCGCUCUUUUCGCCAUACUACAGCCAGCCUCAAAUUGGUUACAUAGCUAACGUGAACACUGCCCAGGUGCCAGAGACCCAGCCUCACUUCAGCGCCCUCAGCCCCCUCCUGAAACAGGCCUCGGACAACCGCAUGAUCGUGUUCGAGAGACAGGCCUCCCCUGGUGUCCUGCAGUACAGUGUGUCCCAGGACUUCUCGGAGAGGGCCGAAAGCGUGUCCUCUCUCGCAGCCAAGUUGAACGCCAUCCCAGUAGCAGCUGUGCAUGACGUCCAGGCACCACCGAGGUUCAGGCAGGGAGACGACGCGACUGAUCCCGUCCUCUCCUUCCGCGAAGAGGACGGCGUCACGAAAUACAGACUCGAAAUCCCAACCCAGUAAACUGCUUCUGAGUAACGUCUUACUUUCUCAGUGGAUUGUCUUUUUUAUAGUUGUUUAUUUGUCCACUUUUCUUUCCUUUUAGGGGGGGGGAAGUCAAAAAUCGUGUAACACAUUUUUUUUUAUUUCUUUUUUUUAAGCAGAGGAUUGAUUAUUGGGACCCAGGACUGGUAAAACAGAAUCUACCGAUUAGUACAAAUGCAUGUUUACGUUAUUCUCCCUAAUGCGUACCAAUAACAGUGAAUGUAUCCUCGAUUCACAGAUUAAUCCUCUUUCCACAUUCAGUAGGCCUGCCCGUUGUGAUAUAACCGUUAUAUUUCCCAUCACAUAUCGUCUCAACUUCGGUCACAUUUUCGUGUGUCUCGUCUCGCUAACUGCAUGCACGUUUGAGUCGUAGGGUUUAAUUGCAGGAAGGGUCAUCGCGGGAUCACUGUAUCACUUGAUUUUCACCUUAGAGCACAGUGUGGAAUUAAGUGCAUUCCCUUGUGCGUGUAUUUGUUUUUUCUUCAAUUUUUUUUAUCAUGAAUUGAAAAAUGAUUACGUUUAAUUAACGUUUUAUUUAUUUAUUUAUAUUUACUAUUAUCCUCUUUUGCCUUCAUGCUAGAGGUGGACUUACAUACCUAAUUAUUAUAUAGGGAUUAACUAAAGCAGCUUGAUUACAGGCAAGCAAAAAUGUUUAGGGAAAAUAAGAAUACUUAUAUACACAUGCAACGUAUCUACACACACACUGAGCACCUUAGCGUAAGGGUUGCUUGGGAAUGACUUGGAGUUCUAUUCAGAGAUUUAGCGCCCUAAUAGUGCUUGGGCCUUUCUGGUGAUUGUUGUUAUGUCCCAUUUCCAAAAUACAAUAAAUAUAAAUCAUGGAA
Messenger RNA from Penaeus chinensis, 1433 nucleotides. RefSeq lists its product as uncharacterized. The transcript is spliced from 5 exons. The coding region runs from base 25 to 570 and encodes 181 amino acids. NCBI's taxonomy places the organism in Eukaryota, Metazoa, Arthropoda, Malacostraca, Decapoda, Penaeidae. The record is from RefSeq and is a predicted model, not a curated record.